Molecule: messenger RNA, 2690 nt
Organism: Struthio camelus australis
Lineage: Eukaryota; Metazoa; Chordata; Aves; Struthioniformes; Struthionidae
Source: RefSeq, a predicted model, not a curated record
UUCCCAUACACACAUUGCCAUAAGUUUGAAUUUUGAGGGAGAAGAGAAAUUAAAAGCAUGAAAGUUUUAUAAUCAAUGGAUUUGCAGGGCUGUUGGUGAGAAGGGAUGUUCGAGGCUGGGGAUGCUGUCACAAGCAGUGGAAAUGCUCAGGUUUGGAAUGCUCUUAACUGGUGCAGUUGCUUUGGUGAGAUAGUGUGACUUGCUGCGGUACUUCUCACUAAACAAUAAAAAGUUGUUUGGUACACAUUUAUGUGCAGAAAGAGGUAUUCUUUUGGUGCAGUUAUCUCUGUAUUCCUAGGAGAAUACCCGUUACCUUACAGAGAAACGUUUUAGUGCUAACUGUGACCAUAUAAGGAGCUUCAUUUCUUUUAUUCUUAUUAUCAUACUUAAGCCUCAAUCAAGGAGGAAAAUGAAAAUAAGUUUGAAGAGACCAGUCUUGCAUUCUGCUGUGAUACAGCUGAGUGCGAAUUUAAAUACUGUGGGGGUUAUUAAGAAGUAUUAUUUACAAAGCUUAUGAGAGUUUGAACAUGUAUUUCUAGCAUAUGAUGAAUUUUCUGUUCAGAUGGAUGUUCAUGGCAAGAUCAGAGAAGUUCUUGCUGAGACUAUACGUGAAGAGUUUGCACCUGAGCAUCAACAGUUAUCCACGGAAGACCUGAUAAAAGCCUUAAGACAGCGAGGAAUCAUUGAUGAUGUUAUUAAAGAGCUUAAAUUUGUAACUGAAGUGAAUGACAAGGAGAGGACUUCAGCUCCAAAGCCAUCUACGCAUUUUGUUGACAGAGAACCACCAGUUCUGAAAAAAGCUAAUAUUGACCCAACACGGAGGUAUCUUUACCUUCAGGUUUUGGGCGGAAAAGCUUUUCUGGAACAUCUUCAGGAACCGGAGCCUUUGCCUGGCCAAAUCUGUUCUACCUUCACUCUGUGUUUGCAUUUUCGGAAUCAGCGCUUCCGUUCUAAACCUGUCCCCUGUGCCUGUGAGCCAGAUUUUCAUGAUGGUUUUUUACUUGAAGUACACAAGGAUAGCCUGGGUGAUGGAAGUAAAAUGGUGGAUGCAACCACUAUGUUAUCAAUAUCGGAUCCAGUGCAUAUGGUUCUGAUCAAAACAGACACAUUUGGUGAGACUACACUAGUAGCAUCCUAUUUCUUGGAGUGGCGAUCUGUCUUGGCUGCAGAGAACGGUGUAACAAAUGUUGCAGUUGAACUCCUUGGUGUAGGUACAGAAUCAAAGGUUUCUGUCGGUGUUUUAAACAUCAGGCUUGAAAUGUAUCCACAGCUAAAUAAGAUGCUGUCUCCAGAAAUCACUAAUACUCAAUUUUCUUUGGAACGUCAGAAAACAGCAGAAAAAGAACGAUUAUUUCUUGUAUAUGCUAAACAGUGGUGGAGAGAAUACCUACAGAUUAGGCCUACGCACAACAUAAGGCUAGUAAAGAUUUUUGCACAGGAUGAAAAUGGGAUAAACCGUCCAGUAUGUUCAUAUAUCCGACCACUUCGAGCAGGCCGGUUACUAGACACACCUAGACAAGCAUCACGAUUUGUCAGUGUCCUGGGUUAUGAAAGAGCUCCUGUCAUUGGAGGAGGUGGUGGCAAACAAGAACAGUGGUGCACCCUUCUUGCUUUUCUGUGUAGAAACAAGGGUGACUGUGAAGAUCAUGCUAACCUUCUGUGCAGUCUUCUCCUUGGAUAUGGUUUGGAAGCCUUUGUGUGUGUAGGAACAAAAGCAAAAGGAGUCCCUCACACUUGGGUUAUGACUUGUGGGACUGAUGGAACCAUCACGUUUUGGGAAAGCUUAACAGGACAUAGGUACAUCCACCGUCCUAUCAGCCCUGAUGAGCCUCCACUAGCUGAACAGCCCAAGCCACUGUAUCCUUAUCGCACCAUAGGAUGUGUCUUCAACCAUCAAAAGUUCUUUGGAAACUGUCAGCCCUCUGAUGCUGUGGAGGUCUGCGUGUUUGACCUGCAAGAUGAAUCUAAAUGGAAACCCAUGAGCGGAGAAGCAAUAAAAUCUGUGUGUUCCCCUGGAACAAUAUCUUCAAUUCCUCCUUUUCCUCCUCUCUGUGCUUCCACAAUAGAUGCUGCAAUAACAAGCAAUGAGAUAGAAUUGCAGCUGAGAAUACUAGUCUCAGAACACAGAAAGGAUCUUGGCCUUUCUACUGUUUGGGAUGACCAGCUAUCCUACCUGUUGUCACCAGCAUUAGCAGCCUAUGAGCUUGAACGGACAACAAGCAUUUCUGCAGGAAAUGAAGAGUUUCAGGAUGCUGUAAGAAGAGCAGUACCUGAUGGUCACACAUUUAAAGGGUUUCCUAUCCAUUUUGUGUACAGAAAUGCCAGGAGAGCAUUUGCCACAUGCCUUCGGUCUCCUUUUUGUGAAGAAAUAAUCUGUUGUAGAGGAGACCAAGUGAGACUUGCAGUUCGUGUACGAGUGUUUACAUACCCUGAAUCUGCAUGUGCUGUUUGGAUCAUGUUCGCAUGUAAAUACCGCUCUGUACUUUGAAAAACAAAAUCAUUCAAGCCUUUUUAGAUCUACAAAAUAAUGUAUGUUUGUAUAAAAUGAUGCAAUUAAAGACUAAUAUUGUAUUUUAUAUAAAUACUACUGAUUUUGAAUAUUACAGUGUGUGUAUUUGAGAAUUAUGUGUACACGGUAACGAUAUUUAUAAAGAGAAUUUAUUUUUAUUUUAAUAAAAGCUACUUUAAUA